AUGGAUUUCUUUCUACCCUUCAUGGGCGUACUCGGGUCCCAGGCAUUGCUUUCGGCUCGGAACAUCCUUGGCGCAGAGCAAAGCACCAAAACCACGUCCACGGAAAGCGCCAGCACAUAUCAAGACCCGUGGAGUGAUUCAUCCAUUGGGUCUUCGGAAUCCGACAAGCCUGCCGGUUCUACCAUGACGAGCGAAAAGGAGCGUUGCGCAAAUAGCGACACAGGCGCGGUGAAGAAGGAGAAAAAAGACCCCAAAACGACGCAUAUCGGCGCGGACGUCAGCGCAUCCAAGUCGGAUGAGAGCAAAGUGACAACGGACAGAAAGCUUGCGACUGGCAAUUCCGACGACGAGAUGAUCCUCGAUUGUAUCACGGUCAAUCCGGACCCGUCCGACUUUGACACAUCUCUAUAUGACACCCCCUCUUCACCGGCCGACUACGAACCCGUUGCUGGCAGCCCCAAGAAGAGGAACUGGGCGGCACCGAUGGCCGCAUCUCUAUUUGACGAGAUUCACAGCCCAAGCCCCAAGAGGCGUCUUAUCAGAAGCCCUCCCACGACGGACUCCUCUUUCAAUACCGCCUUCAACAACCCCCCUCGCAACAUCAUAUCAACCGAAAACGUCGACCCCCAGGCCGACACCCAGACCCCAUCGCCAUCCAAGAUCAGGCUUCGCCUUACCUGCCCCACACCGAUGGCCGUCUUUAACAGAGUUAACCGCACCUCGGAUUAUGAACCCGAGGUGUCCAACAACUCCGUUGGAGGCGCGCCCGAGUUGACCGACGAGAACAUGGAGAGACCCAAGGCAGGAGAGAGUGUCGAUAAAACGCCAAAAGCGCCCCCCCGUCGCCGUAUUCGUCAGCGCAUCUCCGAUAAGAGCUGGGCUGAGCUUAAUGUCGUUGACAAAAAGGGCUUUCUCGAUACUUGGGCCAACAAAAGAACGCCUCCGCGACGCAAACUCCAGGAGUGCAAGUGGGUGCGCUAUCCAAAACCCGAGGGUUAUGUGCCGACGCCGGGGGAGGACCCGUGGGUGCCGAGGCUGGUGUUGACGGAUCCGGCGGGGUGGCAUUACUCGCUGGAGGAUUUGCGGUUUCCGACGCAGAGGGCCUUGCCGGGAAUUUGA
Neurospora tetraspora is the source of this 1119-nucleotide messenger RNA. RefSeq lists its product as uncharacterized. The record is from RefSeq and is a predicted model, not a curated record. Lineage: Eukaryota; Fungi; Ascomycota; Sordariomycetes; Sordariales; Sordariaceae. The transcript is spliced from 3 exons. Bases 1 to 1119 code for a protein of 372 amino acids.